AUGCCGCUCUCCCACGUGGCGAAAGUGUUGCGCCUUUCCACCGAAACUAUGGAUGAAAUAGUAGAAGUGGCGUGCCGAAUUCUUUCCUCCGGCGGCGUCGUCGCCCUCCCCACCGACACCCUCUACGGUGUGACGACGGUGCUCGAGCACACCGACAAGCUGUACGCGCUGAAGAAACGGACCGCCGACAAGCCGCUGGGCAUCUUUGUGCCGUCUGCGACUGACGUUUCGCGCGUCGCCGAGUGCUCGACGGUUGAGGUGUCUCUGCUCCGGUCGUUGCUGCCUGGCCCGGUGACCCUUAUCUUCGACCGAGGCAACGCUCUUCCCGUCAAGUUCAACCCGGGCGUACACGCUGUUGGUGUUCGCGUGCCGAAUAGCCGAUUUGUGCAGGCCCUAACGCGUCGAAUCGGCGUGCCGCUCGCGCAAACCUCUGCGAAUAUAUCUGGCGGCCCGUCCCCGGUGCAAAUUUCCGAUUUUGAAGAGCUUUUCCCGGAAAUUGACCUUGUUGUCGAUGGAGGCCUGAUUGGUGAUGGGAAGGAGGCUGUCGGAAGUACGAUUGUCGAUUUGUCGCGGAAGGGCUUCUACCACAUUAUCAGAGAAGGCUGCGCACUCCUGGAAACAUCCGAACUGCUCCACCAGGCCGGCCUCAAAGAAACGGAUAUUGACGAGAUUAUGGCCCUUCGCAAUACGUCAAAAAUA
Messenger RNA from Mesorhabditis spiculigera, 699 nucleotides. The record is from the annotation of a GenBank genome assembly. NCBI's taxonomy places the organism in Eukaryota, Metazoa, Nematoda, Chromadorea, Rhabditida, Rhabditidae.